AUGAAGAUUUUAUUGUACAACUUCCUAAUAUGUGGCUUGUUGUUCUCAAGCUACAGCAAUGAUGAUAUCCACUAUUACUCGAGAAGUUCGUCACAAUGGAAAGUAAUAAAUAUCAGUGAACCGGACUCAGGCGAUGCUGCUCCAGCGGUGGACGAGGGCGAGGGCCUUCAUGUUCCAUUGACCUAUGGAGUUAAUUAUAAACGUAGAGGGAGAUUAUUUACUCCUGAGGAAUGUGCACGUCGUUGUAUCAUCGGAGCUAGACCGAGGAAUUGUUACUAUCACUUCACAGUAGAGAUUUAUCGGACUCAGGGCGGUGCUUGUCGCCUAUGUCGACCGAGAACCAACACAUCAUUAAGCAGUGACUGUCAGUGUAUUGAAACAGAUGGAGUAGAUCAGGCUGGCCUCAUGGUGAUCAACAGGAUGUACCCAGGCCCUGCGAUCCAGAUGUGUCUGGGUGAUCUCGCUAUCAUUGAUGUGCACAAUCAAGCCAUUGGCACGGGUAUCACUAUCCACUGGCACGGGUUGUAUCAAAAAAAUUAUCAAUACUACGAUGGUGUGCCUUUCGUCACCCAGUGUCCCAUAUCACACGGAGUGACUUUUCGAUACAGGUGGCGUGCACAUAACGUUGGUACACACUUCUAUCAUGCCCAUACGGGCAUUCACAAAUCUGAUGGUCUCCACGGGGCUAUAAUAAUUCGACCACCAAAAAGGCUGGAUCCAAACAGAAGAUAUUAUGAUGAGGACAAUUUUGAUAAUGUUAUUUUUAUCAAUGAUUGGUUUCAUGAAUCGGCUGUGGAUCACUGGCCAGGCACUAGCACGCGAAAUAUUGGUCAAAUUCCAAAGAAUAUUCUCAUCAAUGGAAAAGGACAGUGGUUUGACCCCAACAUCGGUGCGUACACCAACUCAUCUCUUGCGAUAGUCAAUGUAAAUCCGAAUCGUCGUAUCAGAUUCCGCAUGAUCAACAGCUUGAGUUGGACUUGUCCUGUUCGCUUCACAAUCCAAGAUCAUGACUUAACACUCAUAAGUACUGAUGGUGAUGAUGUGAAACCAAAGACUGUUACUACUAUUGUUUCUUUCGCUGCCGAACGCUACGACUUCGUCCUCAAUACAAAUCAGGCGCCUGGAACUUAUUGGAUUCAAGCUCGGCUGGUGGGUCCUUGCGCAUCGAGAAAUAUUUCGCAAGUGGCGCUAUUGCGUUACGUUGGAGCACAAUUCUUGGAACCAAAAUUGAAACGCCCGGUUGAUAAUCCUGGAUUGCCAUUAGGAGUUAUCUUCAAUCAGGUAAAUGAAGUAUGUGCCCAUGCGAAUCCCAAUAUAGUCUGUAUGAAAGACCUGGAGACAACCGAACCAGUCAACAAGAGAAUUCUAGCUCCAAGGCCAGAUGUCAGUAUAUUCCUACCUUACGACUUUUAUAUAUUUAGCGAUGAGGAGCUGUUUAAACCAAGAACUUAUCCACACUUCCACGUGCCAACGGGUGGUAACGGUUCAGUUGCUAUGAUUUCCGAUAUUAGCAAUGUAUUUUCGGGGUCACCAUAUCUCACGCAAAUUCGUGAUAUUCCAUCUGGGAUGAUUUGCAACGGAAAUUCUAAGCCUAGGAAGUGUCUCCCUGGAAAGCCAUGCUUCUGUUCACAUGUUAUCGAUAUUCCACUCGGAGCAGUCGUUGAUAUUAUCAUGGCUGACCUAGGUCCUAAUGGAUUGUCUCAUCCUUUCCAUAUUCAUGGUUAUGGUUGUCAUGUAAUGGCUCAAGGUCUCCUAAGGGAUGUCCCUCUUACAGAAAAAAAUAAAUUCCAAGCUUUGCGCCUGCAUCAAAAUUAUUAUAAAGAUUUUCCCACACAACCAGUUGUCAAAGAUACUCUACCUACUCCGUCUGGUGGAUAUAGUAUUUGUAGAUUUAUAGCGGACAAUCCAGGAUACUGGUUGUUUCACUGCCAUUUCAUGUCACAUUUAUUAGUUGGCAUGGAACUGACCUUCAACGUAGGGAAGCAAUCAGAUCUCCCUCCAGUACCGAAAGGCUUCCCAAAAUGUGGAGACUUUACUCCGAACCUUCGUUAGGCAUAAUUUAUCUUUAUCUUUAUUAUCAUAGUAUUUAUUGCAAAUUCGACCCGAAGGGAAGAAGUUAUUAUUAUGACCUCGAAAACGAAAUGUAAAGUAUUCAUGAUUCCCCCAUGAUUCAUGACCUCUAGAAGAAUCCUCAUAUGUUUCAUAUAUAUAUCCGUGUGUGUG
Messenger RNA from Diachasma alloeum, 2223 nucleotides. Its product is annotated as laccase. Lineage: Eukaryota; Metazoa; Arthropoda; Insecta; Hymenoptera; Braconidae. The record is from RefSeq and is a predicted model, not a curated record. Gene Ontology annotation, cellular component: plasma membrane. Gene Ontology annotation, molecular function: copper ion binding; oxidoreductase activity. The transcript is spliced from 9 exons. Gene Ontology annotation, biological process: iron ion transport. Bases 1 to 2052 code for a protein of 683 amino acids.